Molecule: messenger RNA, 4053 nt
Organism: Suillus fuscotomentosus
Lineage: Eukaryota; Fungi; Basidiomycota; Agaricomycetes; Boletales; Suillaceae
Exons: 16
Coding region: 1-4053 (1350 amino acids)
Source: RefSeq, a predicted model, not a curated record
AUGAACCAAGUCAAAAGGCAGACAACUGAGGUUUUGGCAAGUCUUGACAGGAGGACCAGAGAGAUAAUGGGCAAUUCAUCUGAACUAGGGGUCCUAAAAGAUGGCCAAGUUCAAACAGAAUUGCUGCAUAAAGCUAGGAUGAGAAUAGCAGUACAGCUACAGCAAUGCUUGGCAUCACCCGGUGAUACCUUGAACUUUGAUUAUACCUCAAUUUCCGAAUAUGAAAUUGACUGGGCCGCCCUGACCAUUGCACAUGCCAUGGUCAACCCUAUCAAUGUCAAUUGGGAUGUAGACCGAUAUGCUGACAAGGUCAAUUUGUCACAACCCAACAGGGAUGGGUCAGCAACUGCUGAACCGGAGAGACUGAAGAAGUUCUUCCCUGAGGCUGUGCUCGGCAAAAUUUCAGUUCCAGCAACCAUUGUGGACAGGCACGGAAAAAUUUUGGUAGUUCAUCUCCCUGAUAUUUUGACAGCUUCUCGCAUAGAGCAUCUCAAUCACAUCACUGGUGGCUUGAGAGAAUCCCUUCUCAAAACUGUUGAUCCUAAAGAUGUCAACAAAUGUUGGAGAGAUGAUGAAUAUAUGGUUCCAGCUGAAGGAGGGGAAUUUGGGGCUGGUAGAAUUACAGUAGCUCCUGCAUAUUUCAUGCAAAGACGGGAGCGACGAGUGGAUCCAUUGGUGACCUCAGAGUCUUACAAAUCAGAGAAGGUCCAACAAUGGUUAGCUGCCUUGACAACAUCAGAAGUUCUAUGGAAUGCCAUUACCGGAGUUGUGGCUCCGGAUCUUUUUCAAGCUGGCAACUCUGCAUUUUCUCAGGCCAUCAAAGAAGUCCAUCAUGGAUCAAAAAAGAACCCAAAGAACCCUGCUCCAGUGGACUCUUGGCCCUCAAUCUUUUCAGGGCUUGAAAUUAUUGCUAACCGUGUUAUCUUUAGCCACAGAGAUGCUGGUGGAUCCCCAUCCCUUUUUGAUCUCCUGGUCAGUCUAGGAAGAAAUCAUCAUGCCACUUUGGCCUUGGCAGACCUCCAUGCAGAAGUAGAUUAUUCCCCUGGAGCAAUGGUCUAUAUUGCAGGGCGGGUGCUAGAACAUUCUGUUGGUCCCUGGCUUAAUGGAGAACGGGUUGUAAUUGCCCAUUUCAUGAAGGAUGCUGUGCAUGACAGAGUUGGGGUGCCAAGGCCAUCAUUUCCGAUGCAGAGUUUCUUUUUAGAGGGAAAUGUUUCAUGGAAAGAAGCGGAUACUGUCUAUGAAGACUAUGACAGUGAGGUGGAGCCAACCUCACCGGUGAAACAAAAACACCACCAGAAUAUUGAAGAUCAUUCACUGGUCAAUUAUGACAGAGAGAUAUAUGAUGAUUUUGGGACAGGAGGCUUAAAUAGUAUCCAACGAAAGACAAAAACCCAAAAUGAUUUCCUCAGGGAAUACUUGCCUUGGCGCAAUGAAUAUCUUUCAGUGUUGUUGGAGUUGGAACAGCUGAUCAACAAUGAGAAAUGUGAGGAUUGCGGACGAGAGGAGGGCUUUAUUCGUUGUCUGUCCUGCUCAGGAGAGCACAGCUGGUGUUCCUCAUGUGCUGUCAAAGCCCACCAGCACAACCCCUUCCACAACCUUCAGCUUUGGAAUGGCAAGUUCUAUGAGUCUACUACCCUACGGGACCAUGGGUAUAUAAUGCAUCUUGGUCAUGGGGGACAUCCUUGCCCCAAUGCGUUGCAGCAGUCAAACCUGUCACCCUGGUCAGAUCUUGGAGCCAUGGAAGAUGUGUUUGCACACGUGGAGGGGGAUACUAUUUAUGAAACACAGUUGGGAUUGUCUAACCUGUGUCCUGGAGCUGAGAAGGACAGACAUCUACAUCUGCUAAAAGCAAAGUUAUUUCCUGCCAGCAUCACUCGGCCUCAAUCUGCUUUUACCUUCGAUGUGCUAGAUAACUUCCUCAUAGACGCUUUGGAGUGCAAGACCUCAGCUAUGAGUUUCUAUCAAAAGCUACGUCGUUUUACCAACAAUGCUUUCCCUCAUACAAUACCUGAUCGCUACCGUGAACUUAUGCGGGUGUCUCGUAUAUGGAGGGAUUUGGUCAAUAGAAUAAGGUUUGGCUUUGCACAUGAGUCGGACAGAUCUCCUGGUCCAGGGGAUUUAGCUCUUUAUUGUCCAGCAUGUCCCCAGCCUGGCAUCAACUUACCUUCUUCUUGGAAGGAUACCUAUGACAGUUGGUUGGUCAUGCAAAGAUAUGUUGUCGAUGGAAAUUUUACAGCUCAGCAUAUGAAGAUGAAGACUCCAGAAGAUGAUGUUUCACUAGCAGACGGAAAGGGAUACAUGAAAUCAUCUUGCAGCAAUCACCGUGCUGUGAAUGCAGCCAAUGUCCAGAGAAGCAACCUAAGAGCUACAGGAGUUGGGGCAACUGCAUGUGCUAGGCAUGGAUGUUUUGUUCCCCAUGCAGUAGUUGACUUCCAAAAGGGAGAGAGGCAAAUGAACAUGGACUAUUCCAUCUGCAACGCAUUGAAAUAUCCAUCAGAAGAUAUUGGCAGUGCACUCAUAAUCUAUGAUGUUGCAUGCCAAUGGAGUAUCCACUUCCAUGAACGGGUGAAUCAAAGCUAUCACCUGUCUCUUCCUCAAUCAAUCAAAAUAUUGCCAGCGGUCGGCAAGUUUCAUCUAAGCGCUCAUAAGCUACUGUGCUUUCCCAGAUUCAGCCUUAAUUUUAUUACAGGAGCUGGUCAUAUUGAUGGGGAAAUCUUGGAGACCCUCUGGGCCCCGUUUAACAAGAUUUCCCCACCUGCAAGGUCCAUGACUCUCUCUCACAGACAGGAAGUCUUGGACGACCAUAUGAGGGAUUCUAAUUGGAAGAAGCUUGGCAUUAAAGACACUCAGGGUCCGUAUGAAGAAUUAACGAAGUCUCUUGAUCGGGCCAAUAUCCAGAAAUGGAAGAAGGAAGCUGAACUAGCAGCUCUUCACCAAGCUCCAACUAUGGCUGAAAUAAGGCUAAGGUUGACUGAAAACAAAGUGUCCACCAAUGGUAGGACUGGGGCUGUUGCAUGGUUGAUCGAGGGUAUCAACAUAGAAAAUGCUCAAGAUAGCCUACGCUCUUCUAUAAGACAACUGCCAGAGGAUCCAACUGCUUCUCAGAGAACUCUGAUGGAAGAAAAAAGGCAGAAACUCUUGUCUCGCAUCAAUAAGUUCCACGAGACUGCAUUGGUUAUGACAAAUGGGAUGGAAUUGGAAGGGGGAGCAGGAUUGCACCAAGAUGACUCUGAACUGUGCCUGGAGGAGGCUGAUGGAUCUAAUUUUCCAGGAAUUGAAGAGCUGGGGGAAGACAGUAUUUUGGACAUCGGAGAUGAUGCUGACUCACCUGCAGAGGUUGCUGAACUUUGGAUGCCAUCAUGGGGGACAUCUGAUCCGAUCAUGAAUGAUGUUGUCAUGCCAUUACGUCAAGAAGAACUGGAGCUUCGAAAGGGUCAAGCAAAUGACUGCCUGGAAAAGCUUCGUCAAGCUCUUGGUGACAGAUCUGUGGUGUUUCGAGAGAAAUUACACUCCAACAAAUCAAUCCAUCAUCAGGGUACUAGAUCAACAAAGGAACUUCGAAAAAUCACCUUGGCCAUCAACAAACAUGCUCGAGAAUAUCGCAGAUCAAGGGCAGCAAUGCAACGAUUAGGGGCUGAUUCUGAUACAAUGUCAUCUUAUCAAGCCCUAAAGGCUGAGGACCUUACAGUAAGCAAAGAAGUCACUGAGGAAAAUAGGCAUGGUCAGGGUUCUGAUAGGCUAGCUUGGUUUUGGAGAAUCAACAGUGCAGAGGACAGCCAGAAGAGCGAGUGGAUGAAUGAAUUUUAUCGAGUCAAUUGGUUGAAAGCAAAAGCACGAUAUGACCGUUGGAGUGAAGAGCUGAAGUUGGUACAGCAUGAAAUGUGUUGGACAGUAUGGUGGUUUCAGAAGCAGGAGUCGGAGUGGAGAGCAAGGGCAGAUGAAAGCAUCAAGAAUGGGCAUAGGGCAUAUGCUGAAAAGCAGGCUUCCAUGUGGGCUGAGUUUGCAGCUGAGGGCAUGAAGAGUUUUCAAGGAAAAUGGAGCAUGACAAGUUGA